Molecule: messenger RNA, 2647 nt
Organism: Schistocerca americana (American grasshopper)
Lineage: Eukaryota; Metazoa; Arthropoda; Insecta; Orthoptera; Acrididae
Product: high affinity copper uptake protein 1-like
Exons: 5
Coding region: 869-1501 (210 amino acids)
Biological process (GO): copper ion transmembrane transport
Cellular component (GO): membrane
Molecular function (GO): copper ion transmembrane transporter activity
Source: RefSeq, a predicted model, not a curated record
GAGUGAGGGAUGGUGUGAGCGUGGAUAAACAAAUCCGUGCGCCGUAGAUAGCGUGUCUAGAUGCGCGGCGUUAUCUGCUAAGAAUGGACUCAAUAAACACUUAACAGAUUAUACUUUCGGUGGAAAUUCGUAAAUUGUAUUAUAUUUAUUUCGUAUCAUGGACGAGUUUCUCAAUAAAAAUUUACGUGUAAACAUUUGAACAUAAACAAACAUAAGAUCAAUGGUGUAAAGUGCUCUGGCGCAAUCAAGAAGGGAACAUUCUUGAACUAUUUGCCGUAGAAAUGGCGUAAUUGAUUUUUUCUAUUUUACGACCGCGUUUUUAAUACAGUGUGUGCUUGAAGAUACCACAACGAUUUUGGACCGCACAGAUGUGGCGGCAGUUCAUAGAGACUGGAACUAUCUCCCGAAGCAGGACAGACCACAUGUGACAUCAGAAAGAGAGGACCGUUAUUCGGCUGUAAGGGGACGUCGGUACCGCCGUACGCUGCACGACAACUGUCAUCUGACCUCACAGCAUCCACUGGACGUGCUGUAUCGAGGCAAACGGUAAACAGAAGGCUUCUGAUAAGUUGCCUUUUAUGUUGGAGACCUGCCAUAUGUGUACCUCUGACUCGUCAUCAGAGAAGGGAACUCUCAACACGCCACCUGGACGGUCGAACAGUACGUUCUGGCGUUGGUAGGCAGUCGUUGUGCCAUGCCCACAACGCCUUUCAUCUGUAGAAUAUCGCUGUACUCCCAGCCUACACAGUUGAAGCAAGAUCGGAGCUGUAGGGAAGAGAUCUGCUACAUGUAAACUGUGCCUGCUUCCAGUGUAGCGAGCGAUGAGGUUGUAACAGCCUGGUGUUAAAAGUGUGUCAAGGAGCAGCCGAUGUCGCAUCACCUGGAUCUCGAGCACCACCAUCACCACCACCACAACCACCACCAAGGUGGCGACGAGACCACCCCCUUGCCGGCAUCGGCAGAGGGCGACCACGGCGCAAGCCACCAUGGGGAAGGCCACCAGGGGCACCACGGGGGCUCGAUGCACUCGAUGGUGAUGCACGGGGGCUACAGCGAGACGGUGCUCUUCUCGUGGUGGGUCAUCGACUCGCCCACCAGCUUGGUGGCGUCUGUGCUGGGCACGGCGCUGCUCGCAGCUGUGUUCGAGGGCCUCAAGUACUACCGCGAAUAUCUCUUCUGGCGGAGCGUGACGGCAGCCUCGGGCCCGGAGCGCGGGGCACUGCCGCUGCUACCCGUAGAUGGCGCCGCCGACGCAGAUGCGCUACCCAGGAGUCGGUCCACCGUGUCCGUGCGCAGGGCCAGCGGCAUGCUCGAUCGGCUGCACCUCAUCCAGACCGUGCUGCAGGCGCUCCAGCUGCUGCUCUCCUACGCACUCAUGCUCAUCUUCAUGACCAUGAACGUCUGGCUCUGCUUCGCGAUCCUGGUCGGCGACUGCCUCGGCUUCUUCCUCUUCGCCUGGAAGAGACCCACUGUCAUAGAGACCAUGGACACGUGCCACUAGGCUUGCUACAACACAAACAGUCGAUUCCGGACUUCUCAUCUACUGAACUCCUGUGCAGUGUCUCCCUUGAAGACGAAACUCCCAUUUCGUUGAUCCUGCAAUCAGCAGUGUGUCGAAUGGAAAAGAACUGCUGGAUGCUGGACACUUGUCAAUAGGGUACAGCCAUCCCAGUCCAUUUGCAAUUAGCUUAAUACCACAGUCAGUUCUGUGAUUCUUACACAGUUUUUUUUCUGAAGACGAAACUCCUCUUAUCUGGAUGCUGCAACCAGAUCUGCUUCGAAUGGAAGAGAACCGUUAUCUUCGAGACCAUGACUACUUGGCCCUAGGCUAUGUGCUCCCCGGACAUCCAAUUACACAUCAAAUAAAAGAUGCAUAUUGUCAUAGGGGCCAGUGAUACCUGCCACUAGCCUACAAGCUACCCAUUGCACGUGGAGAAGGCUUGCUGUCUCGCGACUGUGUUCUCGUCUUCUCAUGAACAGAAACCUUGAAGAAAAACUGUUUAUUGACCUUGCACACAGCGUUACUUCGAAUGGGAGACACCUACUGUGAUAUAGACCACGGACACUUACCACUAGUUUUCAGCUAGCUUGGUGGACAUACAAGCAGUUUACUAUCACGCAGAUGUUACUUUCUGGGCAUCUCACUUGAAAAAUGCCUAUGUAUUUUCUCACCUGAAGACGAUGCUCCAGUUUUGAUAUUCCUGCACCCAACUUUAUUUGAAGGAGAACUACUGUCUUCGUGAAGAUGGACAUUUGGCUCCAAGAUAGAGAUGCACAAUGCUCCUACGAGAAUCUUGUCCUGAAAAUUAAACUCCUGUUUUUCUUGUGCUGCUCCAGUUUUAUAUGGAAUGGAAGAUACCUAUUGUCAUAGAGGCAGUGGACACAUACCCAGUUUGCCUGCAAGUGGCUUGCUAUCAUACAGACAGUUGAUUCUGUGCAGCUUCUCGCUCGAAGAUGCAACCCUUGUUUUGCUUCUGCUAUACUGAACUUUUUAGGAAUCGAUAACCUGUAUAUAAUUACGCUCUCAGCGCUGAAGAACGUCGGUGGCUGCGAAAACUUUUCGCCCUCCACCGAAAUCAGGUCAGCGUCGCCGUUGGGAUAUUUUGUUGUACAUGUUAAAACCUGUAUAAUUGCUUGCUCAGUUUUU